AUGUUCCUCUAUUCUCCGGCCGUGAAGAAGGGUCGAGGUGCCUUGGCGAAGUCUUUCAAAGAUCAGGCCGAAGACGAUUUCGAUGAUCGGGCGGAGUUCCAAAUCGAGAAGGUGGAGUUUCCCAUGUUUUCCGGUAGCUUAACAAAGUACAGCAUCACGGCGGGUGAGGAUACUGACUCCCCGGAUGUCACCGUUCCAAAUCCCGCAUGGGGUAUGCUGCCUUUGCUGUCUGAACAGCUCGUGGGUUUUUUCGAAGCACGAGGUGUGAAGGUCACCAAGACGAUGGAGACGAAACAAUUCCACACGAAGCUCAACUUUGUCAUUCGGAAGCUUUCAGGAGUUGUUGGGCUCACGGUUACAAAGAUGGAUUACCAGAAGAUUGCCGGGAAGAAGCAUGUCAAGAACAAGAGGAAGCGCGAUGAGUUUGAGUUUGGUGGCUUCUCGGAAGAGGAGCCCGAGGAAAAGCAGACCUGGAGUAUCCCAGGCAUGGAGAAGAUGAAUUCGAGGGCCGAGCUGGCGACUGUAGCACUGGACAUCGAAGACGUUGUUGCAGAUGAAGUGAAGAACAUGUUGACGAUCACCUUCAAGCAUCCCUUGCGAGCUUUUCACCAGCAGUCCAUAGGCAAGGAUGGCGAGAUUACAUAUGUGGAAGUGGAGGAGGAGACCAAAGGGACGAACGUGCCGAUUUCCGAGCCACCAGCGGCAGUGCUUGGACAAGAACUUGUGAAGAUUGCUCCUAGCACAAUGAAGAUGCAUCUCUACUUCUUGGGGGACUGGAACGACACAGAUGCCUUGGGUGGUGAAGGCCAGGGCAAAGCCUGCAAGAAAGAGUUAGGCUGGUACCUCGACAUACUGAAGAAAAUCCAAUCCACGAUCGACAAGAAGCGAGAGGUUGUGGCAAAGGUCCAGCAGCGACGGGACGAGCAGAAAGGCACGAAGUUCUGCGAUCUUGCUGCAGACAGUCAUGCCAGGAAAGCCGUCGAGGAGUUCGACUUGGAUAUCACAGAAGAAACCGGACACUGGGACCCUUCAGUGCUGGAUGAAGAGUGGAAAGCUUGGUAUGACUUGCGAAAGCAAGCUGAGUCGCGUUGCAGUCGGCUGUUUCGAGAGGGUUGUGAAAUGGAAGGCGAUGAGGAGAAAGAUGAGGAAGAGGAGUUCGAUGUUGAUGACCAUGAUGAAGACUACUACCAAUCGACAGGAUUUCAACUGAAGAUGUUGAAGGACUUACGGAGGGCAUACUGCAAUUCAUUGAGGCGUGCGGGGCUCGAUGUUGCCAAAGCAGAAGCUGCAGCUAAAGGCCUUUUCCUGCAAAGUGUCCAUGUGAGCGAGGAUGGUGGCAUCCAGCCCCGUACGGUUGAUGUGCACGUUCGCAUAUUCAGUGCUGUUGGCCAAGCCAAGCUGGUCGAUGUCGAACACGAACAUCAUGCUCGAGCACGUAUGAGUUUUUGUGAAGAGCACGCCUACAUCAAAGCGCAGGUUCAUGCAGUGGAUCCUGAAACUUUAACCUUCCAGGUAGUGGAUGACCUUGCUGGCACAGUGGACGACAUCACACUCUUCAAAAUGGAACGUCAUCCUCGCACGGGCAAGCGCACCUACUCGCUGGCACCGGUCAAGCAGGCCCAGAAGCUCUCCGAAGCCAUUUUGGGUCAGCGUCGCGGGUCCUUGGCUGCUUUCUACAGCUUCUACAUCUUUAUGAUGGCAGCUGGUGCUGAGACACGGCCUUUCACUGACAUGGAUUACUGUGAGUUUUGUCCACUGAGCUACCUAGAGUCGAAGCUUCACCACAAGAGAUAG
Symbiodinium necroappetens is the source of this 1794-nucleotide messenger RNA. The record is from the annotation of a GenBank genome assembly. Lineage: Eukaryota; Dinophyceae; Suessiales; Symbiodiniaceae.